Danaus plexippus (monarch butterfly) is the source of this 1527-nucleotide messenger RNA. It is a transcript of the gene La, whose product is annotated as la protein homolog. Gene Ontology annotation, biological process: RNA processing; positive regulation of translation. Gene Ontology annotation, molecular function: RNA binding. The transcript is spliced from 6 exons. The coding region runs from base 190 to 1344 and encodes 384 amino acids. Lineage: Eukaryota; Metazoa; Arthropoda; Insecta; Lepidoptera; Nymphalidae. The record is from RefSeq and is a predicted model, not a curated record. Gene Ontology annotation, cellular component: ribonucleoprotein complex; cytosol; nucleus.
UCAGUUUCUAAUCUUUAAUGCCGGUGUUUCUUCAUACAAGCGUUUGCAUGUGGCUUUUAUUUAAAGCACGUGUUUUUAGUAUAAAGCUAUACAGUUACAGUAAUUAGUAAAACUUAUAAAAAAAGGUAUCUAGUACUAUAAAUAAGAGGUUGCAGUCUACUUGUAAGUUCGAAAAACUAAAUAUUCAAUAUGACUGAAGAAAAAGAGGUACAAGCUGAAAAUAACGAGAGUCAAGAUAAAGAAAAUAAAAAUGAGGAUGAACAAAACAAAAAUGCAGAAGUUGACAGUACAGAAGAAAAAUCUGAAUUGGACAGUAGUAUAAUUCGUCAAAUCGAAUACUAUUUUGGUGACCUUAACCUACCAAGAGACAAAUUUCUCAGAGAGCAAGUCAAGCUUGAUGAUGGCUGGGUGCCACUGGAAGUGUUGACCAGAUUUAACAGACUUGCAAAACUGACGACUGAUAUCGGAGUUAUUGCAAAUGCUAUCAGCAAGUCUACAUCAGGUCUUCUAGAGAUAUCUGAUGACAAUCUAAAAGUCAGACGGAAUCCUGAAUUGCCGAUACCUGAGAUGAAUGAAGAAAGACGUAAGGAGUUAGUUUCUAGAACAAUCUAUGCUAAAGGAUUCGGCAAAGACGCCUCCCUCGAUGACAUACUAAAAUAUUUCAAGCAGUUUGAAGAAGUGGAAAACAUUAUUAUGAGGAAAUAUCAAGAUAGGAAGACAAAGACAUUCAUUUUUAAGGGUUCAGUAUUCGCUACCUUCAAGACAAAAGAUCAGGCAGAUAAAUUUAUGGAAACAAAGGAUUAUAAAUUUAAUGAUACCGACCUACUGGUUAUGUGGCAAGACGCAUACGUAGAGAAAAAGAGGGAGGAAUAUGCAAAAUUGUCAGCAAACAAAAAGAAUAAAAACAAAAAUGGAGAAUCCGAGCAAAAAGAGAAAAGUGAAUUCAAACUGCCCACUGGAACAGUGCUUCACUUCAGCCAGGGUCAUGACAAAAUGACCAGAGAGGAUGUCAAAGAAGUCCUCACUCCAUUAGGUGGGGAGGUGGCUUUUAUCAGUUUUAAGGUGGGAGAUACAGAGGGUUGGGUUCGUCUGGCUAAUGAAGGUGAUGCUAAGAAAGUAGCCGAGAAGAUUCCGGAUGGUAAAAUCAAGAUCGGCGAAUCUGAGGUCGUUUUCCGCGUAUUAGAAGGGGAAGAAGAGAAGAAUUACCUCGAUAAGACUAUAGAAGAAAUGUCAAAGAGACGACAGAAUAUGAAAAAACAGAAGAAAGGUGGCAAACCACAGUACAGGAAAAGGAAACAAGAUAAUCACGACGAUGCACCAAGAGCAAAAACAAGAGCAAGCUAAUUUUGACGUACAAAUGUAUUACGAUCAUAUAUAAUGUAAAGUAAGACUAGCAAAACGAAUUCCCCACGCCUAUUAUAACAUGCUGUAGUCAUGUUUGUUAAAUCUGUUAUAUACAUAGCUAUUUUGCUUCUGUUAUAUUAAUAACUUGGAUAUAUUCAACACAUUAAAGUUCUAUUUUGGCAU